AUGCCUUAUAUGACCAAACCUCUGAUUUUACUUCUAUGUCUGGUCGUUAUCGGUGAAUGCCGUAGACACGGCCACCGGGUGCGCAGAUGGACCGGCACCGUGGAGACCCAAAAGCAUGGCACAUCCUUGGCAAAGAAGCCCCCAGAUGUGACCAAGUCUCGCAAAAUAAAGACAGAGCAUCUGCUCAAAGUAGAAGAUCAUGACUUUACCAUGAGACCAGCAUUUGGAGGUCCUGCAAUCCCUGUGGGAGUGGACGUGCAGGUGGAGAGCUUGGACAGCAUCUCUGAGGUUGAUAUGGACUUCACUAUGACUCUGUACCUGAGGCACUACUGGAAGGAUGAACGCUUGUCGUUCACCAGCAGCACCAACAAGAGCAUGACGUUUGACGGCCGCCUGGUGAAGAAAAUCUGGGUCCCCGAUGUCUUCUUUGUGCACUCUAAGAGGUCCUUCAUCCACGACACCACCACCGACAACAUCAUGCUGCGUGUCUUUCCUGACGGACAUGUCCUCUACAGCUUGAGGGUGACAGUGACAGCAGCCUGUAACAUGGACUUCAGCCGCUUUCCUCUAGACUCUCAGACCUGCUCACUGGAGCUGGAGAGCUAUGCCUACACAGAUGAAGAUCUGAUGCUGUAUUGGAAGAGCGGUGAUGAGUCUCUGAGCACUGAUGAUCGCAUCUCCUUAUCACAGUUCCUCAUCCAGAAGUUCCACACCACUUCUCGCUUGGCCUUCUACAGCAGCACAGGCUGGUACAAUCGUCUUUACAUCAACUUCACGUUGCGACGCCACAUCUUCUUCUUCCUGCUGCAGACGUACUUUCCCGCCACUCUGAUGGUUAUGCUGUCAUGGGUGUCGUUCUGGAUCGACCGCCGGGCUGUGCCGGCCAGAGUUUCCCUGGGCAUCACCACAGUGCUGACCAUGUCCACCAUCAUCACUGGAGUGAAUGCAUCCAUGCCCCGGGUGUCCUACAUCAAGGCGGUGGACAUUUACCUCUGGGUCAGCUUCGUCUUCGUCUUCUUGUCUGUGUUGGAGUACGCUGCCGUCAACUACCUGUCCACUGUCCAGGACCGCCGGGAGCGCAAGAUGAGAGAGCGGGCACGAUCUCAGUCCCUGCCCUGCACCUGCGGCAUCUCCCAGACGCGAACCAUGACCAUGUUGGAUGGUACCUACAGCGAGGCUGACACCAACAGCCUGGCAGGCUACACUGAGGAACCCAUGGUGCCAGAGGAGGAACAAGAUCUGCACGAGGUUCCGGAGAAACCUGAACACAUGGUGGUCCAUUUGUCCGUGAGCAGCGAGUCCACCACAACCAAGAAGAAGAAGAGCCUGCGUGCUCUCAACAUCAUCCAGAACACGCAUGCAAUUGACAAAUACUCCCGGAUGAUUUUCCCUGGUUCAUACAUCUUUUUCAAUCUGAUCUACUGGUCAGUCUACUGCUGA
Chelmon rostratus (copperband butterflyfish) is the source of this 1440-nucleotide messenger RNA. It is a transcript of the gene gabrr2a, whose product is annotated as gamma-aminobutyric acid type A receptor subunit rho2a. The record is from RefSeq and is a predicted model, not a curated record. Gene Ontology annotation, cellular component: membrane; synapse; neuron projection. The transcript has 9 exons. Gene Ontology annotation, biological process: signal transduction; chemical synaptic transmission; nervous system process. Gene Ontology annotation, molecular function: neurotransmitter receptor activity; GABA-A receptor activity; extracellular ligand-gated monoatomic ion channel activity. Bases 1 to 1440 code for a protein of 479 amino acids. Lineage: Eukaryota; Metazoa; Chordata; Actinopteri; Chaetodontiformes; Chaetodontidae.